This is a messenger RNA of Morus notabilis, 957 nucleotides long. Its product is annotated as E3 ubiquitin-protein ligase ATL23. The record is from RefSeq and is a predicted model, not a curated record. Bases 448 to 843 code for a protein of 131 amino acids. The transcript has a single exon. Lineage: Eukaryota; Viridiplantae; Streptophyta; Magnoliopsida; Rosales; Moraceae.
GUGAGUCCAUAAGCAUUGUGAGGCUCUCUCUUGUCUUUGUGAAACACGAAAAGCACGUCAUCGAUCUCCGAACUGCCGAAGAACAUAAAACGCGCACACACUUUUUUCUCUUCUCUCUCAGUUCUUUCCCAAUAUAGCCGUUACCCAAGAACUAACACACGUCACUCCUUUAAUAACCCCCUCAUUUCUUACCGCCACACUUUCCCACCUCAGAUUCUCUCCCCCCCAAACACUCCCGUAUUCAUCAAUAAUCUCCUAGAAACCUCUAACUUGCGCCAUGUUCUGCACUACGCAACCCUUCCCAGCACAACCGCUUCUUCAUCAACCACCCUAGAUCUCUCUCUCUCUCUCUCUCUAUAUAUAUAUAUAUAUAUAUAUCCUUAAAGAAAACAAAAACACUUUUUCUUUUAAGGGGAAAUAAAGAGUACGUUUAGGGCUUUAACAAAAAUGCUUGUAUCAGUGUUUCUGGCCCUUUUUCUACCGUGCGCCGGCAUGAGCGGAGUGUUCAUCGUCUACUUAUGUCUCCUAUGGUACGCCACCAGCAACCAAAACGAUCAGGAGUACCGGUCACCGGCUAAGCCGGUUUCCGUGCAGGGGUUGUCGGCUUCGGAGCUGGAGAAGUUGCCGAAGAUCACGGGGAGAGAGCUUGUGAUGGGGUCGGAGUGCGCCGUUUGCCUUGACGAGAUUGAGGAGGAGCAACCGGCUCGGCUGAUUCCCGGUUGCAACCACGGCUUCCAUCUAGAGUGCGCCGAUACAUGGCUUUCCAAGCAUUCGGUUUGUCCGAUUUGUAGGGCCAAGCUCGACUCUCAGUUUUUCACUGCCUCUGAUCAAAACCCUUGUUAAAUACACGAGGCUUAUAAUAUCGUCUUAUUAUGUUAUUUUUUCUAUUAGGGUUUUGAUUUUUGAAGGUUUAAUUUGUACAGUCAUCAUCGUUGAUCUCUUUUUUUUUUUUCCUUG